Molecule: messenger RNA, 5180 nt
Organism: Choloepus didactylus (southern two-toed sloth)
Lineage: Eukaryota; Metazoa; Chordata; Mammalia; Pilosa; Megalonychidae
Gene: MCTP1
Product: multiple C2 and transmembrane domain containing 1
Exons: 24
Coding region: 110-3196 (1028 amino acids)
Biological process (GO): regulation of neurotransmitter secretion
Cellular component (GO): synaptic vesicle membrane
Molecular function (GO): calcium ion binding
Source: RefSeq, a predicted model, not a curated record
CCGCUACCACCACCGCCACCGCCACUGCCACCGCCGGGCUCCGGGAGGAGGCGCAGCCGGAGAGGGCGGAGGAAGAGGAGGAGUGGAGAGGAGGAGCCGGGGGUGGAGGAUGGAGCCCAGGGCCGCAGCGGCGGGCGAGCCCGAGCCUGCGGCGGCGGCGGCGUCCUCCUUCCAGGCCCGGCUCUGGAAGAACCUGCAACUGGGAGUGGGCAAGAGCAAGGGCGGCGGGAGCCGGCGGGCGGGGGGCGCGGAGCGCCACACUGCGAACACCCCGUCGCCCUCUCCGCCGCCCCCGGGGAACAGGCGGGACCCGCUGGCCGGCGUGGGUGGAUCCGGCAGCAGGUGGAGCGGCUUCAAGAAGCGGAAACAAGUUCUGGACCGCGUCUUCUCCUCCUCUCAGCCGAACCUGUGCUGCUCGUCGCCGGAGCCCCUCGAGUCCGGCGGCGCAGGGAGAGCAGAGCACGGGUCCGCGCUUCGUCGCCGGAUACGAGAACAUUUGCUCCCGCCAGGAAAGGGGCCCGCGGCCGCCUCUGGAGCAGCCGGAGUGACGCCGCCUGGCGGACGCUCCCCGGACUCGGCUCCUUCUUCGUCCUCCGCCUCAUCCUCCCUGUCCUCCUCUCCCCAGCCUGUCCCGAGGGGAGACCGCGCCCAAGAUGAGAAUAAUCGGCGUCGGGGCCCCGGGACGCACUUGUGCCAUCAAAAGAGCUCCUCUUUGCCCGGCACCGCCUUCCUGGAGCAGCUGCUGGAGCCGCCGCCGCCGCCUCCCGCAGAGCCAGAGCGGAGCCCCCCGGAACCCCCAGCACCCGAGGCGACCGAAGAGCGCGGCAGCAGCCAGGGUCUUGGAGUCCCCUGUGUUCAGGCAGGAGGAGAAAAGAUAGAAGAUGGAAAAGACAAAGCCUCUUCUCAUCCACUUUGGCCGAAAAUUAAUACUGCUGGAACCAGUGAUGCAGAUCUCCCUUCAGCCGAUCCCGGAAUGUACCUGUUGGAUAUUACAUUAAGAAGGGGUCAAAGUUUAGCUGCCCGAGACCGAGGAGGGACAAGUGAUCCAUACGUGAAGUUUAAAAUUGGAGGAAAAGAAGUUUUUAGAAGUAAAAUAAUACACAAGAACCUCAAUCCUGUAUGGGAGGAAAAAACUUGCAUUCUCGUUGAUCAUCUUAGGGAGCCAUUGUAUAUAAAGGUCUUUGACUAUGAUUUUGGGCUUCAGGAUGAUUUUAUGGGCUCUGCCUUUCUGGAUCUCACACAAUUGAAGUUAAAAAGGCCCACGGAUGUGACCCUUACUCUGAAAGAUCCCCAUUAUCCUGACCAUGAUCUUGGAGUUAUUUUGCUCUCAGUCAUUCUUACACCCAAAGAAGUAGAACCCAGGGAUGUGACAAUGCUAAUGAGGAAGAGUUGGAAAAGAUCAAGUAAGGAACUCUCAGAAAAUGAAGUGGUUGGAUCUUAUUUCUCUGUGAAGUCUUUCUUUUGGAGGACAUGCAGCAGGCCUACUCUCCCUGUCCUGGGCUCCUGCAGAGCAGAGCUUCAGAGUCCUUAUUGCCAAAAUGCACAAUUUCAGACCCAAAGUUUACGUCUGUCAGACCUACAUAGAAAAUCGCAUGUUUGGAGAGGAAUAGUCAGUAUCACCUUGAUCGAAGGGCGAGACCUCAAGGCGAUGGACUCAAAUGGGUUAAGUGACCCCUAUGUGAAGUUCCGGCUUGGGCACCAGAAGUACAAGAGCAAGAUUAUGCCAAAAACCUUGAAUCCUCAGUGGAGGGAACAGUUUGAUUUUCAUCUCUAUGAAGAAAGAGGAGGAAUCAUUGACAUCACUGCCUGGGACAAAGAUGCUGGGAAAAGGGAUGACUUCAUUGGCAGGUGCCAGGUUGACCUGUCGGCCCUCAGCAGGGAACAGACACACAAGUUGGAGUUGCAGCUGGAAGAAGGUGAGGGACACCUGGUGCUGCUGGUCACCCUGACAGCUUCAACCACAGUCAGUAUCUCUGACCUCUCUGUCAACUCCCUGGAGGACCAGAAAGAGCGGGAGAAGAUAUUAAGGAGAUAUAGGCCCUUGCGGAUAUUUCACAACCUGAAGGAUGUGGGAUUUCUCCAGGUGAAAGUAAUCAGAGCAGAAUGUUUGAUGGCUGCUGAUGUCACAGGUAAAAGUGACCCAUUUUGUGUAGUGGAAUUAAACAAUGAUAGGCUGCUAACACAUACCGUCUACAAAAAUCUCAAUCCCGAAUGGAACAAAGUCUUCACAUUCAACAUUAAAGAUAUCCAUUCAGUUCUUGAAGUGACAGUUUAUGAUGAAGAUCGGGAUCGAAGUGCUGACUUUCUGGGAAAAGUUGCUAUACCAUUGCUGUCUAUUCAAAAUGGUGAACAGAAAGCCUACGUCUUGAAAAACAAGCAGCUGACAGGGCCAACAAAGGGGGUCAUCUAUCUUGAAAUAGAUGUGAUUUUUAAUGCUGUGAAAGCCAGCUUACGAACAUUAAUACCCAAAGAACAGAAGUACAUUGAAGAGGAAAACAGACUCUCUAAACAGCUGCUACUGAGAAACUUUAUUAGAACGAAACGUUGUGUCAUGGUGCUGGUAAAUGCCGCGUACUACGUUAAUAGUUGCUUUGAUUGGGAUUCGCCCCCAAGGAGUCUGGCUGCUUUUGUGCUCUUUCUCUUUGUUGUCUGGAACUUUGAGCUCUACAUGAUACCACUGGUUUUGUUGUUACUAUUGACAUGGAACUACUUCUUGAUAAUAUCAGGAAAAGAUAACAGGCAACGUGAUACAGUAGUGGAGGACAUGCUAGAGGACGAGGAAGAAGAAGAUGACAAAGAUGACAAGGACAGUGAAAAAAAGGGAUUUAUAAAUAAAAUCUAUGCCAUCCAGGAGGUAUGCAUCAGUGUCCAGAACAUCCUAGAUGAAGUGGCUUCCUUUGGAGAAAGGAUAAAGAAUACUUUCAACUGGACUGUCCCAUUUUUAAGUUGGCUGGCCAUCGUAGCUCUCUGUGUGUUCACAGUCAUACUGUACUUCAUUCCACUGAGAUACAUUGUCCUUGUCUGGGGUAUUAAUAAAUUUACAAAGAAGCUUCGGAAUCCGUAUGCAAUUGAUAACAAUGAACUAUUUGACUUUCUUUCCAGAGUCCCUUCAGAUGUACAAGUGGUGCAAUACCAAGAACUGAAACUAGAUCCUUCUCAUAGCCCAUGUAAAAGGAAGAAAAACAAUCUUGGCUAGCCAGCUCCAAGCACUGAAGAGACCAGCAUCUGUUUGGGGAAGAUAAAAGACAAAGCCCUCAGCCUCAGCAGCAUUUCCUUUCUUUCUGCUUUUUAUUUAUUUUGCCUUUUUAUCAUGAUCAAGAGAAUUUGUAAAUAGUGUACAAAGGCAUAUGUCUUUGAAAAUAUACUUCCAUUGUACAGAAUCAAUUUGAUAAAGGUUUAGCUACUGUUGUGUGAAAGUCGUCUUAGCUGUAACACACUGAAAAAAAAACGAAUGUAAGAAUGGUAACAUUGGAAGAUACACACUUCUCUAAUUACAAGUGGAAGAACCAGAAUAUUAGAUUAAAUGCUCAGCCGUGCUCUGAUUAAAUCUACACAAAAUGUAAAUGUUAACUUGAAUUUAAAGUUUUUUUUUUUUAAUGUGACUUAUUUUUUAUUUGAAUAGAAAUCCAUUACAGUUUUCUAUGUUUUAUACAUUUUAAUAGGGGGAAAAAAAUCCCCAAACCUGAAUAAUGGAAUGGAGGCAUUUCAGUUUAACAUAGAUUCUGACUUCAGAUCCUGACAUUCAUUUCAUUGCAAAUUAUUUGGCUAUGUCUGACCAGGCUGAUUUUAAGCUAAUGAGUGAAGAUACCUUUAUCCCCUCAAGAGAACAUUCAACACUCUGAAAUUCUAUAAAGAAAACUUUCAAACCUUCUAUCAUUCCAUCUAAAAUCUUAAAAUCUCUACAGGACUACACAUAAGUACUGCCAGGUUUAUAAUGACUGCCUAUCUGUACUUUUAUACCUACCAUUAAUUUAAUUUAUACCAUGUUAGCAAAUUAGCAACCCAGUUAAAUUCUUAAAAUACUAGCAAACUAAAUCUGUAUUGCUUUUGGUGUCAGAGUAUGCCUUUGUGCAUCUACAGAAAUUUAAUACUCAAGUGUUGUCACAGAAAAAAAAAAAGUUUGCUUUCUCAUUAGGUUACUGAAAUGUUUUAAUGCAUAUUAUGAUUUUUGUUAUUAAGUGUGAAUUUUAAUGUAGAGGAGAAUGCAGUGUGCUAAGUGAUAUAUAUGCCAGUGUUUCAUUACUUUCAUUUAUGGAAAAAAUAAACAUUCUUGAUAAUAUGAAUGCAUGAAAACCUGUUUUGUAAAAUGAACUGCUUAUGGGGGGGGAGGGUACCUUUAAAAACGUUUCACUACUUACAAUAUAAUCUAUACUUAAAAUUGCAUUCUCAAGACUCGCAUGGUCAUUUUUGUACCUAACUCCCUGGUAUAUAAAGAGGAAAUAUACCUCUGGAGAGAGAAAUCAUUUGGUGAGAAUGUCUCACUUCCCUGAUUUGAUAAGGGAUAAAGCUUGUUGAAAUUGCUGCAGACAAUGUUUUGCACUACUUUAUUAACAGACUGGGAUGGGGGAUUAUGCUGGCUGUUUUAAAGGGACAAGUUGGAAAAUGUAGGAAAGCUAGAAGCAAGAAAUAUAUAUUUCACUCUAAAGAAGGAUGACUCUUUAAAAAUAAAUGUAAGCUAAUCAAAACUGAUUUUUAAAGUAUUUUUAUUUUAAAGAUUGUUAUUGAAUAUUGUUUCUUAUAAAACUAUUUUGAUCUGUUUAUACACUAUGCUUGAAAGAAUGUCAGUUAAAUUCCCUUUCUACAGAAAGGCUUUGACCUCAAUAUGCUUUAUUUAGCACAGGUUUAUAAUGACAUGCUUACGUCUGCAUACUGUCACUGUUUGUUGCUAAGGCAUAACAUACCAUGAAUGAAGUUGAUGUUCCUACAGAAACUUUACUGAUGGGACAAUUUGAAAUAACUUUCAAUUAUACCUUGUGUGACAUCUGUUUUGUGCCGACAGUGUCUAUACUCAGGUGUCUUACAAGUCUGAUAUUUAUGUACCUAGUGUAUAGCAACCAUUAAGAGAUGAUUAAUUCCUGUUUGUUUCAUUGUAUCGAAUUUCAGAUGUUUAGUUCAGAGGUAAUGUUGACUACACUUUCACUGCAUUAAAUACAAAUGAAAACAAUCUUUUAAAACUAUAA